AUGCCACCAGCAUCCCAGUCCGCAACGCCACAAACAGCGUCACCCUUCGCUCGAGCUGUCGAUGAGUACAUCGACUCAAGACCGAAGAAAAGCAAGACACCGCACUUCAUACGUGACAUCCAGCAACAGAUCCAAAAUGGCGACCCUAUUGAUAGGCUUGCCGUCAAAAAUGCCAUAGUGCAGCUUGAACGGGAAUCAACAGACCGCGUGGCCACACAGAGAAUGCGCAAAGUCUUGAAUCCAAUAGUGUCGGUAUUGAAUACAUACGUGGGCGUCGUAGACACGAUGUGUAACGCUGAUCCCAUGCCAACGGCCUUGAUUUGGGGAUGCCUCAAAGCCGCCAUUCAGUGCUCUUCGCGAUUUCUAGAUCUCUACGACAAGAUCAGCAGCCAACUCAAGGACUUGGAAGCCCAUCUCGAGACACUGACAACAUACGAGGAGCUAUUUGGGGAAUCUUCGACGAUGCAAGAGCUUUUGCAAGCUUCUUAUAUCGACAUCAUCCGCUUCUGGCAUCGAGUCGAGAAAGAAUGUAAACGUUGCAUCGCAAACCGAAUGGCGAGGGCACUUGCAUCUUUCAGUGCGACCAAGCUAGACCAGAUUAUAGCUAGCAUUGACAAAAACUCCCAAAGAAUCAGCUUAUUGGUGCCUGCAGUACAAGAGCGUCUUGCACGAGGCGAACGUGAAGAUGCGGCAAAAGAGCGUCAACUUGCGGGAAUAGCAAGAGAUGAGCAGAAACUACUAUUUGAAAUGCAUGCCGAGGAGCUCAAGAUCCGAAACGCAGAAAGAAAGCGUGCUCGUAAGGCUUUCGUUGACCUAUGGCUACUCGGUGGCAUGCCGCAGGUCAACGAAAGUAAUCAUCGCCACCAAGAACAAAACACUCGCUCCCGUAACCCUGAGACUUGCCAAUGGUUGCUGAACGAGGAAUUGUUCUCGAAUUGGCUGCAGCCUACAGGUUCAUCACCCGUGCUGUGGGUUAAGGCUGCUCCAGGUGUUGGCAAAUCUGUAUUGACAGCCUACGCAAUCGAGGAAGCUCAGCGAACAAAUCCCGGCACUUCUGCGACCUGCUUUCAAUACUACACCUUUGACGACGAGUUUUCCUGUCUACAAGUCUUUCGAGCCCUCGCUGAACAGUUGAGUAAUCGGCUAUGGGAACAUACCGAAGACAUACCCGAGGAUAUUCACGCCAUCACUCAAAGGACCGCGACUAGUUCCAAGACUGAAGAUGUCAAGAACGUUCUACGUCAGCUCAUGCAGCGAAUGUCUACAACCUACGUGUUUCUGGAUGGGCUGGACGAGGAAUGUGACAAUGGCACGCGGUGGCUUCAACUGAAGCAAGUGCUGGAUUUUCUCAUCGGACUUGCGACAUAUGAGAAGAUACCCUUGAAACUUUGGUGCAGCUCACAGUCACGGUCCUGCAUGGACGGCGUUCUCCAGUUGUACCCCACAUUGCAGAUAACCCCAGAUCUGAACAACAAAGACAUCGAGAGAUACCUCAAAAGCCAGAUCCCCGAGCUUGACAGCUUGGAGCUAGAUGAAGGUUACAAGACGCUUGUCCUUACGGAUCUCCGCGCGAGAGCUGAUGGGUGUUUCUUGUGGGCAUCGUUGAUGUUGGAUUCAAUAACCAAUGCCGCAUCUUUGCAAGUCAUACAGGAGCAAAUCGACGAGGGUUUACCAAAAGACUACGAGAAUUACUACCUGAGGAAACUAAAUAAUAUCGAGCCAUCAGACCGCAGGCUUGCUUCAAUCCUCCUUGCCUGUAUUGUCUAUGCAAGACGCCCAUUGCGCUUAGACGAGCUUUGCGAAGCCACAGCCGCCGCAGAGACGAAGUAUGGACAAAACAUCGACCGCAGUCGUAAGCUAUUUAGGAGGAAGGUUACCACUCUGUGCCAGCCUCUGAUUCGAGUACAAGACACCGAAACACCCUAUGGUACUGUAACAACAUGCACGCUGACACACGCGACCGUUCGCAACUUUCUUAUCAAGAGAGCGAAGGAUGCUACCGCCGAGGAUGACCAAGAAACACUUCAAAUCAGUCCAGACACAUUAGCGGACAUAUGCUUAAAGUACCUUACGCAGUCUCGCUUUCGCUCACUGUUGACGAGAGGAGAUGAUGCUUUCAAAGACGGACUAGAAGACGAUAUCGACAACCACCACUUGCUUCCAUAUGCGGCAAAAUAUUGGGAUAAGCAUUUGGACGUAGCCAAGGAGUGGAAGAGCUUCUGCGAGCCGGUUAGAGAUUUUGUAAGAAGUGCACAGUUCUUCACCUGCCUCCAGGUGCAAAGUCUUCUGGUUGGAGGACAGUUCCAGUUCUGGUGGAACUCCAAUGACAUGAAUGCGGGACCACAUAUCAAACGCGUCUUCCCCGCUUGGCUAGGUGCACAAUGUGAUGAAACACUAGAGCACGACUAUCGACUCUUUAUAAGCGAUUGGGGAUUCCUCUUGGACGAGAUUAUCAAUUUGAAUGCGCGCUACGCGGGCGAACUUGACAGAUGUUUCUUCGGCAGCUUAGGUUCCGACAACUUUAUGCACGUUGGACCAUCACGCUACGCUAGCUAUCAGGUUCACGAUGAUGACACUCCCUUGGACAGCCCACCCGCGAGGUACUUUGAUGCUAUCGACGCGAUGGGGAGGGAGAUGGUUGUAUUAGCCCUCCAUGAUAUUCAGGCAGAUACGCUAAAGCUUGAGUUCGAUUGCCAACAAUGGGACCUGACGGGAGAAACGCCAAUCCUUCGACAGACGCAGAGGCUAACGGCAGGCUUCAUUGAAACUCUUUGGCCCCUUUACGAUUUCCCUGCGCCGACUAGCGGCUUUGGACAACCACCAGUGAUCGCUCUGAGUAGUGACUUGGCAGUGCUUCGAAUCGGGUCUCAGAUAUACACCAAGGACGGAAAUGACCUAUACCAGUUGGCAUCGAACAUCAAUAUGCGUUCUGUCUUUAUCGAUGAGUUUGCAAGCCUCCAUCGGCAGGUCGCUAUCACCACCCGGAGAGAAGUUCAACAAGACGAAAUAGAUAAGCGGAAUACUGAAAUUAUGAAUGAUCCGUCGGCAGUACAUAGUCCGACGGUGAUUAUACAGAUUUCAAACGGUAUUCUUAGCAAUGGAUCGUCCACAAACCCUACAACGAGCGAAGGCACCGACGAGAGUCGGACAAUGGUGACAAGCGAAUCCAGCAACACUUCGGCAGAACCUGAGUCUGACGGUGAGUCUGAACUUAUUGAUGAUGUCCGUAUCGAAGAUGCGAGUAAAUUUGCACACGUAUCUCGUCGCGAUGCAAUCACAGCUGAAGAACUUUCGGAAGACGACCCUUUGUUCAAGUCUGAUCCAGAUUCAUCCGGAAACUCAGCAGAAGAAGAAUGGAGCGAUGGCUCGAGCGACAUGCUUUCGGAUGAGGUUGAGGACGAAGAUCAGUGGAACGAUUGGGGUAAUGAGCGCCUGACCAUAGAAGAACUCAACAUAGGGGCCACAGAGUUCGACUUCUCCUCGUCGGCCAGCGAAGCCUCAGCUGAUAACGGCAAAGUGCCCGACUUCGAUGACCUGGAAAGCCUUAUAUCACAAGACGAAGAAUUGAACAUCGACGAAAUCUGGACGGCGGGAGAAGGAGAGGAAAUCAAGCUCUCAGGGUUCACGUUGAAAAAAGGCAAUUCGCGUAAUGGAUGGGAUAGCAGCAGUUCUGAAGAAGCUAGCUCGGUGGAGAGUGGCUACUCUCUCAGCAAUUAUAGCGACGACGCAAGCGACAACGAUAGCGAUGACAAUAGCGAUUUUGACGUGGAAACAGCCAAGCAUCUCGACAACCUCAUCUUCGGAAAGGGCUCGAAAGAAGGAAAGCAACGCAUCUCCUUGCGAGUGCACAACCUGAACCUACCAGACGGGUCUCCAACGUUCCACUUCACACGAUAUAUCAAACGCGGCAUCUUCGACUCUCCGCCCGUCUUCCACCCAUCAAAACCGCUCCUCGUCUGGCCACUCGGCGACGCCGAAAUCCUCUUCGCAGACUACAAAGCCAAUACCUUUUUCACACGCCUACUAUGCUGUUCGCGCUUCAAGAGCUGCCACGUCUUUGUCAAAACCCACUUUUCCAGCGCAGGAGAGUACGUCCACUUCGCAGCGCUCGAAGCGCAGACCAAGGACGCCAACAAGGAGAAGGAUGAAAAGGCCUCGCUGGUCCUCAGUCUCCAAAUCUCCACGCACCGACUGUCGAUUCGUAAGACGACGAGGAGUCCACCCCGCCUCAUAUACCGCACAACAAUCGACCUGGGCACCGUGCCGACGCUGAAAAUCUCCAGCUCACCGUACACUCUGCACUGGACGGACGAGGUGUUGUAUCUCACUACCCGCGGCCAGACGCUCAACGUCAUGCGGAUCCCGCUGUUUCCUGACCCUGAAUCUGGCAGGAGCUCUGUAUGCCAUGUUCAGAAGGACGUCUAUCUCCCCCGCACCACCGAGUCACGCACCCUACACUUCUUCCCUAACCCGCCGCCGACGUCUCGGGUACCUUCGACCCGCACCAAAAGCUCUGGACUGCGAGCAGCUGCGAAUCAGAACACCAUGGCGAAAAUUAUAAUCGGCUCGCAUUCCGCGGUCCCGAGCCAGGGUCUCAUGGUCCCGCGGUAUCAGGUGUCGCCUCCAAUUGGCGUCUUGCUGCAUGACGAGAGGGAUCUGGGAGGUUGGAAGUGCAAGGCCAUCACCGCCGAGACGGAUGAGGGUACUAAUAAGCAGAGAUUGAAUAAUGCGGGGGGCAGGCUGCAGGGCAAGUUUGAAAGUUUUGAUCGGACGGAGGAUUGUGAUAUUGUUCCGUUCUUGUAUUAG
This is a messenger RNA of Cucurbitaria berberidis CBS 394.84, 4806 nucleotides long. RefSeq lists its product as uncharacterized. Lineage: Eukaryota; Fungi; Ascomycota; Dothideomycetes; Pleosporales; Cucurbitariaceae. The record is from RefSeq and is a predicted model, not a curated record. The transcript is spliced from 4 exons. Bases 1 to 4806 code for a protein of 1601 amino acids.